Molecule: messenger RNA, 1602 nt
Organism: Botrytis cinerea B05.10
Lineage: Eukaryota; Fungi; Ascomycota; Leotiomycetes; Helotiales; Sclerotiniaceae
Exons: 2
Coding region: 160-1302 (380 amino acids)
Biological process (GO): protein phosphorylation
Cellular component (GO): cytoplasm
Molecular function (GO): protein serine/threonine kinase activity; ATP binding
Source: RefSeq, a predicted model, not a curated record
GGGAUAACCUGGUACUAGAACGUACCAGUUAAAUUCGAAAGUUUGCAUAGCUCGCUACAUUCCUUUGUAUUUUUGAGUAGCUUUAUUAAGUCCGUCAAGAAGUUCAAACAUUCAACUUCAAAAAAAUUGCAUUACUGUCUCAAGACCCGAAUCAACAUAAUGGCAGCCAACAACGUUCAUUCUACUCCCGUCCAGCCUAAAUACGUCCUUCGCAAUCCCUUGGAAGUUCGCGAAAAUACAAAGAGCAUUCAACUAAUCAGGAUCAAAGACAAUGAGUCUUUUCUAGGGUUCCCCAUCCCCGACAAAAAGGUCUCAUCCGACAGAAAUCCAGAAUGGAAAAUAAGUCUCGCCUCCGCCGUCCUUCCUACGGCUGGUGUCCCGCUCUCCCGCAUUCUGAACCACCCGAAUAUUGUCGGUCUUGUUGAUAUAAUUCACACAGACUCCCUCGCGGGUUCUACAAAACAUGCUGGUAUAACUGCCAAUACAGCUGUCUAUGAAGACAUGAAUCAAGGCUCACUUGACCUCAUUCUUCCGAACCCAGAAAAUUACCCCAAGUUUACCGACCUGGCAGCUUGGCGCGCCCACGCUACCCCAAAUCCCAAUCGGUUUUCUCUUCCUGAAAGUUUGUGCUGGCAUGUUUUAUCCAAUAUCAACAAGGCUCUUUUGUGGUUGCACACGGGUGUGAAACAGACGGAUACAAAAGACGAUUGGCAAAAACAUGAUGAUGAUUGGCAACCUAUUUUAAUAAGAGAUGUUAGUCCGAAACAAAUCUGGUUCAAGAGAACCGGUGGUGGAGCAACAUAUGGGCAGUGUAAGUUAGGCGGGUUUGGGAAGGCGGUUGUGACGGGUUUUCCGGGCGGGAACGUGGCAAAGAGUGAGAAGAAAGAGGGAUUGAGCUGGCAUUUUCAAGCUCCUGAACAAUUGGCCGGAACCGAAACUUGGGGACCAGCCUCGGAGAUUUGGGCGCUAGGCGCAACAGUCUUUACAAUGAUGACAGGGAUUCCACCGCCCCAACAAUUUGAAUAUCAGUGGGCAAUGUCAAGAAUGAGCGAUAAACCAUUUACGAGUGGACUGAAAAAUUUGGUGUCGGCGAUGCUGAAGGUGAGAAGUACCGAUAGACCUACGACGGCUCAGCUGGUGGGGAGGAUUGAACAGGGCUGGGAGGAAUGGAGGGCGACGGAUGAUGCGAUUGGGUAUGUGGAUUGGAAGGAUAGGAGUAGAGGAAGGGAGGUUAAUUUGCAAGGGGAGGUGGAGGAGAAGGCGAGGAUGGGAUGGGGAAUUAUUGAUGCGGGAGGGUUUUAGGCGAUGCUUUCUAUGUGGGAUUGAUAAUUAGGGAGAAGAAUUUUGGGGCUUGAGUCUUGAUUGUUGAAUGAUCUUUGCGGCGUAUCACUCUCGCAGCUGUCUAUAACCUAUGUGUUUUCAAUUUGAAGAUAUUCAUAUACUCUAAUCCAUGCCCGUCCCCAAGCCAUUAUUAACCGGGGAGCAAUUAGAAACCCUAAUAUCCGUUUGUUAUAAGUAGUUCAAAAUCUCUGGUUAUAUCUGUAAAUCUCUACGGGUGCUUAUAGAUAUCUUUGUUAAUAAAUAAAAAAUAGAAAUAAAACA